Messenger RNA from Apis mellifera (honey bee), 1216 nucleotides. RefSeq names its product tetraspanin-1. Bases 272 to 1072 code for a protein of 266 amino acids. The record is from RefSeq and is a predicted model, not a curated record. The transcript is spliced from 9 exons. Gene Ontology annotation, cellular component: membrane. NCBI's taxonomy places the organism in Eukaryota, Metazoa, Arthropoda, Insecta, Hymenoptera, Apidae.
GAGAACUACCGCGACAGGUAUCUGUGGUAGAUGCGCGGCAAACAGCAUAGGGGGACGAUGUUUCUUUUCUUACUUAUAUUUUAAAGAAUUUAUUAGUACGAAUGAAGCCGAUAAAAUUAUUACAAUUUGAUUCUAUUAUUCUUAUAAUGACGAUAAAUAGUGACGUGGUGUGAAGUGUAUUAUUCGUAUUAAACUAAUUCUUGGAAUCUUUUACCAAAGAAUCUUAGGUGCUGUAUCAUAAACUUGCAGAUAUUUCAGUGAACAAGCCAAAAUGGGCUGUGCUUCACAGUGUGCCAAGUAUUUUCUAUGUUUCUUCAAUUUCGUUUUCUUCAUAGCAGGAGGUGCUGCAUUAGCAGUUGGAGUUUGGCUCUUCGCCGAUAGGAAUUCUUUUGCCGAUCUCAUCGGCAAACUUGAUCAAUCAGACAUUCUGAAUAAAACGGAUGCAGAUGUCAUCAGGAUAAUAUCAUAUAUCUUGAUUUUGGCAGGAGCAUUGACAUUUUUGGUCAGUUUUCUUGGAUAUUGUGGAGCAAUGUUUGAAUCUCGGUGUCUUCUUUGUAUUUAUGGUGUUCUUAUUCUUGUGGUUUUGAUCCUGGAAUGUAUUGUAGUAGGUUUGGCUUUUGGCCUUAAAGGAGAUGCAGAACAAAGUACAAGAAAUUUUCUCAAAUCUACAAUCAAAUAUUAUGCCAAUAACAUUGAUAAAACGGAAACAAUUACAGUAACAUGGGAUGGUAUAAUGACACAGUUACAUUGUUGUGGAGUGGAAAAUUAUUUGGAUUUUCGAGAGAACACAAAUUGGACAUCAGAUAAAAUUGUACCUGAAGCAUGUUGUAUGAAAGAGAACACUGUUUUAAAGGAUCCAUCUUGUCCUAUUAGUCCUACUUCUAAUAAUUCUUAUUAUAAGGAGGGUUGUUAUAAUGCAAUAAUGAGGACAAUUGAAGAAAAUGCAGCUAUAGUAAUUGGCGUUGCGGCUGGAUUAGCAUUUGCCGAAAUCCUGGUUAUUAUUUUAGCUCUGCAUUUGGCAUGCUGUUAUUGGCGACCGCAACAUGUUUUAACUUCUUGGUGCUGCUGUUGACCUCAUACACUAACAGUGAGCUCUUCAUAUCUUCUUGGCUCCUUUCUUCACAGAAGCGAAUCAUUGGUUUAAACUUACUUGAAACUAACCCAGGAUAUAUUCAUCAUUUAACAUCUAAUUACAUUUUAUUACUUCAUUAAAAAA